This is a messenger RNA of Paraglomus occultum, 1332 nucleotides long. The record is from the annotation of a GenBank genome assembly. Lineage: Eukaryota; Fungi; Glomeromycota; Glomeromycetes; Paraglomerales; Paraglomeraceae.
AUGUCUGACGAUAAUUUUAUGUUGGAAGAUGAUGAGGAGGAGGUGUAUAAUUUCGAUUAUGAGGAUGACGAGCAAGAAGAACCUGAUGUUGAUCUAGAAAAUAAAUACUACAAUGCCAAAGCAUGGAAGGAAGAUGAUCCAGAAGCAGCGAUACGUGAAUUUCAAAGUGUCGUUGAUACAGAGACGGAAAAGGGCGAUUGGGGAUUUAAGGCGUUAAAGCAGAUGGCAAAGCUAUCAUUUAAAGAUGGAGACUACGAUGCGACGCUCUCGUAUUACAAACAGCUCCUCACUUACACGAAAUCAGCCGUGACGCGUAAUUACAGUGAAAAGAGCAUAAACAAUAUACUAGAUUUUAUAUCAUCAUCUCAGGAUAUGACCUUUAUGGAGAACUUCUAUUCGACAACUUUGGCCGCAUUAGAGGAGGCGAAGAACGAGCGUCUAUGGGUGAAGACUAAUCUGAAACUAGCCAAGUUAUGGUUAGACAGGAAAGAAUAUACUCGCUUGAACAAGAUCCUUCGUCAACUCCAUCAGUCAUGCCAGAAAGAUGAUGGAACUGAUGAUCAACGCAAAGGCACUCAUCUUUUGGAAAUCUUUGCUCUCGAGAUUCAAAUGUAUACCGCGACCAAGAACAACAAGAAAUUAAAGGCUCUUUAUCAGCAAUGUCUUCAUGUCCAAUCUGCUAUACCACAUCCGAGAAUUAUGGGUGUCAUUAGAGAGUGUGGUGGAAAGAUGCACAUGGGUGAGAAGGAAUGGGAUAAGGCGCAGACUGACUUCUUUGAGAGUUUCCGUAACUAUGAUGAAGCCGGUAGUCCACAGCGCAUACAGGUGUUGAAGUAUCUCGUUCUUGCGAAUAUGUUGACAGAAUCACAGAUCAAUCCCUUCGAUUCACAAGAAACGAAACCCUACAAGAAUGAUCUACAAAUAGUUGCAAUGACAAACCUUGUAGGAGCCUAUCAGCGUAAGGAAAUUCGAGAAUUUGAAAAAAUUCUUCGAGACAAUCGGGCCACAAUUAUGGAUGAUCCGUUUAUUCGCACCUAUAUUGAUGACGUGUUGAAAAAUAUUCGUACACAAGUGCUGUUGAGAUUAAUAAAGCCAUAUACUCGAAUAGAAAUCCCCUUUGUAUCAAAGCAACUAAACAUUCCAGCACAGGAAGUAGAAGAUUUGCUUGUUGGUCUGGUACUUGACAAUAAAAUUGUUGGCCGCAUUGAUCAAGUCAAUCAACGUCUGGAAUUAUAUAGGCAGUCAUCCGAUACUCAAAGAUAUGCAGCGAUUGACAAAUGGUCCACGACGAUUAAUGCAUUGUAUAAGACAUGUAUUAAUAGAGUAAAUUGA